Colletotrichum orchidophilum is the source of this 2565-nucleotide messenger RNA. RefSeq names its product topoisomerase II-associated protein PAT1. The record is from RefSeq and is a predicted model, not a curated record. Bases 1 to 2565 code for a protein of 854 amino acids. Lineage: Eukaryota; Fungi; Ascomycota; Sordariomycetes; Glomerellales; Glomerellaceae. Gene Ontology annotation, biological process: P-body assembly; deadenylation-dependent decapping of nuclear-transcribed mRNA. The transcript has 2 exons. Gene Ontology annotation, molecular function: RNA binding. Gene Ontology annotation, cellular component: P-body.
AUGUCAUUUUUCGGUUUCGACCCGACGCGCCCUGGCCAUAACACGGCGGCGCCGGGCUUCUCUCAAACCCACGAUCCUUUCGCCGGCCUUUCUCGUGGCGAUGCCGAGGACGACGAUGCUGUCGAGUUCGACGAUACGUACGAUGGACUAGGAGAUCAACUCGAGGAGAGCGGCGAUGCUUUCAACGACGACACCUUUGGAGGCGGUGGCCCAUCUACCAUCUCGGCUGCUCCUGUCGGCAAGGACUUCGACUUCUUUGGCCAAACGGCAAAGGUAUCUGAUGCCAUCGAAGAGGAGCAGGUCCGCUACAGCCGUCAGGUUCCAACCGCCAAGCCUGCUCCCGCUCCUGUACCCGUCCAGCAGCAUUAUCAGCAGGCCCAACCUCCGCAGCAAUACUACUAUCCCCCAACCCAGCAGGCCCCCAGACCUGUUCGCACGGGCUAUGAGAAGUAUAAGGAUGCGGAACCAAUUCCCGACCUGCACGUCGACGCGUCGCUGUGGGGCAUGCCUUCCAAGAAGACCAUUGUUCCGGAGCCUUCCCCGAAGCCGCAGGCUGUCCCAUCCGCUAGCAGGAAGGUCAUGAGUCUGGAAGAGGUCGAGAAGGCAAUGCGAGAGCAGGCGACCCAGCGAACGCCUCAACCCACUUUUUCGGAAUCUGCGCCGACUGCUCAGGGCUACCCAACGCCUGAGUACGGUUAUGGCCGACCCGAAGUUGCCCAACAGCAAUCCUUCCAGGGUGCUGAACAUCAACAGCGUGGUGGUCAGCCUCAGCAGCAUCCUGGCCACGGACAUCCCGUACAGAUUCUGCAGAGACCUCAGUCCAUCGCCUCCAAGCCGACCCCUCCCGUCCAAGGCACUCCCAGCCCGCUCGCUCAGCCUCCUCACUCCCAAGCCCCGCCUUCGCAGCCGACUCAGAUUCUCCAGAACCCGAACAGGCUCUCAGGCGAUGCCGCCCGGAUCGGCGCUCAUGGCCCUCAUGGCCCUCAAGCUCAUCAUCAAGCCCAUGGACACCAGGGACAUCGAUCACAAGGUUCUUUGGGACGGGUCCCAUCCGCCAAUCAGCAACAGCAGCAGCAUCUCGCACACCUUUCGGAGGACGAAAAGGCCGCCUACCUUGACCAAGAAACCAAACGUGCUAAGCGCAAUCACAAGAUUUGGCUUUUGUCCAAGGAUAAUGGCCUCAUGACACCUCAGGACAAGAACUUCGUAACCCGUAUUCAGUUGCAGCAACUGGUUUCGGCCACUGGAAACCCCAUUGACAACACCAACGACGAUUCUUUGACUGAGGAUUUCUACUACCAGGUGCUGAGCCAGAUCCGUGGCGGCCAACGCCAGAACCCUAACCAACCGUUGAACAACUUCGCUCAAACUUACCUGUUCCAGACGGGAAGUCGACAGGGCAACAUGAGGAGACAAGGACGGGCAGCGGAGAACCAUGUUCAGCGAAUGGAGCAGCAAGUUCAACGUGCUGUUGAGGCUGCCAAGAACAAGCCCAAGAAUCCUCAGCUGGUCAUCGCUGGAAGUCUCGGAAAGAUCUCCUUUAGCAACGCCAAGACGCCCAAGCCCCUCCUGAACAUCAAGCGAACUGACAGCAGCGGAGAUGCCAACCGUCCUGGCAACGGCAAGCGUCACGGCGAGUCAAACAGCCUGGAUCGCAAGGCCAUCUUGCGAAAUAUUGAAAAGGUCUAUAAUACCAUUAUGAAAAUGGAAGACCACGCGCGCUUCAUUCCUCCGCCGCCUACCAACGGAAACGACGAAGAGUUCCAUGCUAAGCACCAGGAAUGGUUGGAGACGGCUCAGGCGUACAAUGCCCAGCUCUGGAACGAUCUGAAGGUCCACGAACCCAUUGGCGCCACCACCCUCCACCCCUUCAUUGCGUUCCUAUCCUUCCCCAAGGGCAAGAAGGCCAUUCCCCGUGUGUUCCGCCACAUCAGCUUCGAGCAGCGCACCACGAUUCUGACCAUGAUCAUUAUCCAUCUGGACCAACUUGAUGUGGUUUACGGAGCUCAGACUACCGACGGUGAGGUCAGUCUCAACGCUGCCAUGCGUGAGAGCAUUGAACUUUUCUCGGCUGCCGUCAUGCCGAGUCUGUUUGCUUACUUCAACGAGACGGAAUUGGACAUUGUGACGGGCGUGCUUGGUCUUAUUAGCACCAAGUUGAACAUCGAUCUCAUUGCCAAGACUCGCGUGGGCUGCUCAAUGUUGACUCUCAUUCUAAGUCGAGCCGAACUUCUGAAGCAAGGCGGCGGAGGUAGUCCCCAGCUGUGGGCUGAAUGGGAGCAAACCUUCAACAUGUUCUUCAACAAGCUCGAGCCAACACUCCACCACAUCUUCCCCGGUAGCGUCAACACCGGAGAAGACGUCGUGGUCUGGCAGCUCCUCGCUGCGGUUGGUGUCAGUGCCAACCCUGAACAGCAGCAACGCCUGGUCCUUGCUGUCAAGGAUCGCGUCCUCGAUACCGUCGCGCACGCAAAGACGCUUCCGGGCGCCAUGGCAACUACUCGGUUGGCCACUGUCAACCUCUUCAUGCACUCCAUUGGUUUGGAUGUCGAAUUGCUUCAGUAA